Corylus avellana is the source of this 933-nucleotide messenger RNA. The record is from RefSeq and is a predicted model, not a curated record. Lineage: Eukaryota; Viridiplantae; Streptophyta; Magnoliopsida; Fagales; Betulaceae.
AUGACUACAACGCAGCGGAGUGAAAGCAUGAAUGCAUUUUUUGAUGAUUACGUGCAUUCACAAACCACACUAAAGGAAUUUUUUGAUCAAUUUGAUAAUGCUUUGAGGAAAAUGGUUGAGAAUGAGGCGCGUUCUGAUUUUGAUUGUUUUAAUCGCACAAUUCCAUGUGCAACCAAUCUGUCUUUAGAGAAGCAAUUUCAAGAUGUUUACACAAACGCAAAGUUCAAAGAAGUUCACGAACAGUUUGCAACAGGUGUGCAUUGUAACAACUCUCUUGUUAGAAGUGAAGGUGCAAUUUCUACCUAUCAAGUGGUUGAAACUUGUCAACCUCAUGAAAACCACAUGAUCGACAAAACAUUUAAUGUUUUCUUCAUUGAAGACGAAUUUGAAGUGAAGUGCACUUGUGCAAUGUUUGAAUUUAGAGGCAUCCUAUGCAAGCAUUUUAUUUCAGUUCUAGUGACAAAGAAAGUUACAAUGUUGCCACCAAGAUAUAUUCUUGACAGAUGGAGGAAGGAUAUAAAGCGUAACUAUACUUUGAUUAAGAGUAGUUGUGAUACGUUUGUGAGUAACUCUAGCGCCCAAAGAUAUGACAGAAUGUUGAAGAAAUUUGAAGAAUUAGCAUCACAUACAUUAGAAAAUGUGGAAUAUUCCAUGGAAGUGAUGAAAAAUCUUGACAUUUUAAAUGAGAAAUUUCGUGCCUUAAAGUCUGGAAAGGUGCUUUCUCCUGUUAAGGUUAAACGUUUAGGGAGACCACGGUCACUAAGAAGGGUACUAGCUAUAGAAAAAGUGUCCAAAAAAUCACAAGGUAAGAUAGUGCCUCUUGUAAAGAAAGCAGCCAACAAAGCCCAAUUAGAGAAGAAGCCAUCAAGCAGCAACAAUGUCAUAAAGAAGGUCCAAAAAAAGAAGGUUCAUAAUUUUUUUCUUUCUACUUGA